Messenger RNA from Lates calcarifer (barramundi perch), 2194 nucleotides. It is a transcript of the gene ikbip, whose product is annotated as IKBKB interacting protein. The transcript has 3 exons. Bases 250 to 1485 code for a protein of 411 amino acids. The record is from RefSeq and is a predicted model, not a curated record. Lineage: Eukaryota; Metazoa; Chordata; Actinopteri; Centropomidae.
AGCUUUCAAAGAGCACCUGAAGGCUGCUUUUUUCCAAGGAACAGGGUAUGGAUUGCUAAUAGCGUAGCCGUUAAUCAAACGUUUUGACUUUAGCAUCCUACAUUAUGAACUCAUCAGUAAAACAAGUGUCUUUUACUCCACAACGUAACGAAUAGCUGUGAGACUUCUUUAUUUCUUUAUUUAUUUCUGCUCGGCCUGUUGAAUUUCUUCACAGUAAAAGUUGCCAACUGUUCAUGCCAGUGUGCUAAAAUGCCUACUGAGGUGAAGCAGAGGAGGAAGACUCAAAAACAAAACGAUGAAGUGUCUGAAACGUCGGCUGCAAACGGCAAAGAUGAAGCGCGAAAGGUGAAGACGGAGGCUGGAAACAACACAGGAGCAAAUAAAACCUCCUCGACUCUGGACAUUAGAAGUAUAAUGUGCUUAUUGUCGCUUGCAGCGUGCGGCGGCCUGAGUUGGGUGGUUCUACAGCAGAAUGAGAGGUUUUCUCAAAUUGAAGAAAAGUACAAAUCUCUACACGGGAAGACUAAAAGUUUGUUCGACAUGGAGGAAGAAGUUCUCAAAGUUUCCAAAAAGCUUGCCGCUUCAGAGGAUGACCUACAGGAAGCGCUCUCCACCGUCUCCUUGGCGACAAGACUCCAGCAGGACAUCUCCACCCUCCACGCUGCCGUCAUGGCGAUGCAGGCUGACGAGAACUCGGCCUCCCGUGACCUGCAGGUGGUCAACGCCCACUUCCUCAACGUGACGGAAACGUGGCAGGAGCGCCUGGCGGCCAUCACCUCCGACCUGGCCGUCCUCAAGGCCGAGUCACGGGAAGCUCACGCCGGGGCCACCGAGCGGGUGAACGAGGCGGAGCGGAGGGCCCGGUCGCUGGCGGAGAGGUUGGAGGAGCUCGAGGACAGCACCAAGAGGAACGCCCGAGCUCUGGAGCGCACGGAGGAGGAUGACGCCAAACGAACGCAGGACCAGCUGGACUGGAACACCAAGCAGAUCCACAAGCUGGAGGAGCAGAUCAACGGCCUGAACAAGAGGGAGGCCGAACUCAGCUCUCAGCUCCAGGAGCACAUUCCUCGGGUGCAGCAGUGUGAGGAGCACCUGCCGCAGGUGGAGGAGGCCGUGCGCUCCAUCCUGAGGCUGGGGGGCGAUCUGAGUGGGGCGGAGAAGAGGCUGGAGGAGGUGACGCUGCAGGUGUUUGGGACUGAGGACAGCAUGCUGAAAGCACUGAACGAAAUCCUCGAGAUCAGGCAGGAGCUGGACACUCUGCAGGCUCAAAACAGCAUCCUGAAGAUGAAGAACGAGCUGUCCGUGGUUAAAGAGGCGGUCCAUGAACUCACCAUGGUGUUGAGGGGAAACAGGGUGGACAGACAAAAUGACUUAGACACUCUGGAAGAGGAAGAACCAUGGCAAGAGGAAGAGGAGGAGGAGGAGGAGGAGGAGUGGGAAAAAGAUGAAGCAACUCAGCCUCCUUAUGAUGAUAUCACAGAAUGAUAUCAUCAUCACAGAAUGAUAUCAUUGUUUUCAUACAGCCAGUGAAAAGGAGCGGCCCUGUCUGACUGUUACAGCAUUAAUGUCAUGAAAAAUGUGUUUAUCAGUGUGUAAAAGCAGCUUAAUGUCAACAGGCAAACAUGCACUGCACAAUCAAGAAUAUAUUUUAGUGGUUUAGUGAAUGUGAAAUGAUGCUUUUAGGCUUCCACAGUAGCUGUAUAAAAAUUGCCUCAUUAUUCUUAAGCCUGCCAUUUGCACUGAUACAGUAUAUUACAAUAUGUGUGCAAGUCUUAGUGGACGUAACUGUAUUGGAGGAAAAACAAUCAGCACAAAUGCCAAAUAUUCUGUAGUUCCAGCUAGAAUUGUUUCUUUAUCUUCCUCCACUGUAAACUGAAUAUUUCCAUAGUUUUGGCUGUUUAGGGAAAAACAAGCAACUUGAUGACAUUAUUAUCUUGUUCAUUUGGAAGUUUUUUUAUCAGCAUUUUUAACAAUUUCCAGACUUUUUUAUAGACUAAAUCAUGUAUCAGUUAGUCAGGAAAGUUAGCAAUAAUGUAUCUAAUUGUUAGUUACAACCCUGAACAUGCAUCUCUGAGUGUCACAGUAGGUCUGGAACAGUAAUAGAUUUUGUAGAUGUAUAAUAAAUUGACUCUUACAUUUAUGUAUGAAAAUCUUUUCAUCAGUCAGCUUAUUUAAUAAAGUCACCUCUUUUGUC